AUGGCUUCGCAGAAUGUCUAUUCGCAGGACCAGUUCAUGAAUCCUGGCCCUGCUCCCCGUCCUCCUAGUGCCCGUCCUCGACUCAACACUGCGUCAACCGUGUCCACCACCUCGAGCAUUCCAACUAGUUUUAGCCAAAUGUCCCUCAAUUCUCCGUCCACGCCAACCCUUUCCAUAUUCCCCAAUUCCAGCACGCUAUCUUUGAGCCAGAAGAACGGGCAAGGGGGUGUUGCUGUAAUCAAAGAGGGCUAUGUGCGCUGCAAAGAAGAUAAGUUUUUGGCGAGCUGGAACCAGAGAUAUCUUGUUCUGCGCGAGUUUAAAUUGGAGUUUCUGAAAAAUGAGACCGGAAAAGUGGUAUUGUCGAUUCAGCUUAAUAAUAUAACCAAUGUCACUCGUUCGGAGGACACGAGGAUGGCCUUUGAGAUUACCCGCCUCGCGAACCCGAAAGAUGCUAAUAACCGCGUUACGCUUGCAAAUCGAGAUGUUGCGACCAAAACCAUCACCUGUGAAGUCCGAAGCGAUGAUGAGAUUUAUGAAUGGAUCGACAAGAUCUACGAACGCUGCCCAGGUAUGGGCGGGGUCAGCAACCCGACUAACUUCAGCCAUCGUGUGCACGUUGGGUUCGAUCCGCAUACCGGUGCCUUCGUCGGCCUUCCAGCUGAAUGGGAGAAGCUCCUGACAGCAUCGGCUAUCACCAAAGAAGAUUAUAAGAAAAACCCCCAAGCAGUCAUUGAGGUCCUUGAGUUUUACUCCGAUAUCAAGAUGCGUGAACAGAACCCUCAGUAUUACCAAGGUAUAGGCCAGGAAUACUCGUCUAGCCAGCGCUCCGCGCAAUCUUCUCCGGGGCAGCGACCUGUAGUGCAGCGCAAUGAGCCCUCCCAGUCUCAGCGGCAACCCAACAACAUGUCGCCAACAUCGUCACCCGCAUCGAUGCGUAAACCUUCAGAUGCUGCUUAUGCGGCAUACCAGCCAGAACGCCCGAAAGAGGCUCCAGAUGCUGAACAGCGACGCCGAAUGGACGAGGAAGCACGUCGUAUUCGGGAGAUGCAGCGCCAACGUGAGGAAGAACAGAGGCGUCGUGAACAAGAAGCAUAUAACGCUUCAAUCCCAAAGAAUAUCACGCCAAUUGCACAGCAAGAGUUAGGCGGAUAUGGUGGCGGUCGGCCCGAGUUAUCCAACAACAGAUUCAACCCUUCACGCCCCGCUCCAAGUGUUCCUAAUGCGACUCGUGCUCGUCAACAGGGCCCAGGGCCGUUCAAACCGAUUACCGCUCAACGCGCUGCACCUUCGACCCCCAAGACUGGAACGUCGGCUCCGAUGAACACAAGAAUGAACGAAGCCGCGAACGGCCAGGGAUCUCUACGCUCUGCCCCUCGUGCUGAUGCUGCUCGUCAGCCGACAGCAGACCGGUAUGGCGCAGAGAAGCGUCCCAACCUCAACUCUCCUGGUCAGCCUCCUAGCCGACUUCCUGCCCCUGUCCAGGCUGUGAAACCACUCAACAUUGCAAACAAAACAAAGCCAGAUCCGGUCCGACAAGCAGAGGCAGCAUUAACCAAGAAAGCUGAGCCCCGCCACAAGGACGUGCGGAUGUCCACCAUGUCAGAGGGAGAAGUCAUGGAGAGGUUGAAGCAGGUCGUAUCCAAAGAGAAUCCAAACGAAUCGUAUAGUAAGCAACGUAAAAUCGGCCAGGGAGCUUCGGGCUCCGUAUAUGUUGCGCGUAUCAAGGAAACCGCCUCGUCACCUGUUGCUCGUGAGCUAUACCGUACUCAUGGCCCCAGAGCUCAGGUUGCCAUCAAACAGAUGGAUCUUAAGAGCCAGCCACGCAAGGAACUUAUUGUUAAUGAAAUCAUCGUGAUGAAAGAUAGUCAGCACCCUAAUAUUGUGAACUAUCUGGAUUCAUUCCUGCAGGAGCAAAACAAUGAGCUCUGGGUUGUUAUGGAGUAUAUGGAAGGCGGACCUUUGACUGACGUGAUUGACAACAAUGCCCAUAUCCAAGAGGAUCAGAUUGCUGCGAUCUGUUAUGAGACUUGUAAGGGACUGGCACAUUUGCACAGCCAGUCAAUCAUCCAUCGUGACAUCAAGAGUGACAAUGUCCUGCUUGAUCGUGUUGGAAAUGUGAAAAUCACCGAUUUCGGUUUCUGUGCCAAACUCACUGAAUCGCGAAACAAGCGUGCAACCAUGGUGGGAACACCUUAUUGGAUGGCUCCAGAAGUAGUGAAGCAAAAAGAAUACGGACCACGAGUGGACGUCUGGUCUCUGGGCAUCAUGGCCAUUGAGAUGAUUGAGUCAGAACCCCCAUACUUAAACGAAGAACCUCUGAAGGCCUUGUAUUUGAUCGCUACCAACGGCACUCCAGAGCUUAAGAGACCCGAGAAAUUGAGCAAGGAGCUGAGGGCAUUCCUUAGCAUUUGCCUUUGCGUUGAGAUACACUGCCGAGCUACCUCGGAAGAACUGCUCAAUCAUGAAUUCCUGCGCACUGGCUGUAGUACUGCUCGCCUUGCAGAGCUUCUCGCUUUUAAGAAAAAUGCUAAUCAGUAA
Molecule: messenger RNA, 2538 nt
Organism: Ophidiomyces ophidiicola
Lineage: Eukaryota; Fungi; Ascomycota; Eurotiomycetes; Onygenales; Onygenaceae
Gene: CLA4
Product: Protein kinase
Exons: 4
Coding region: 1-2538 (845 amino acids)
Biological process (GO): protein phosphorylation; regulation of MAPK cascade; intracellular signal transduction
Cellular component (GO): cytoplasm
Molecular function (GO): protein serine/threonine kinase activity; ATP binding
Source: RefSeq, a predicted model, not a curated record